AUGUCAACUAAGGAAAUUGUAAUUUCUGCAGAUACAACAAUUGAUGGUACCAGAAAUCGAGCAAUGGCUAAAGCAACGACAAAAAAAGCAGAUACAACAACCUAUGUUAAAACAGAAAAUACAAAUACUAUAACUGAGACAACUACCAUAGAUACUAUAACUGAGCCAAAUACCAUAGAUACUAUAACUGAGCCAACUACCAUAGAUACUAUAACUGAGCCAAAUACCAUAGAUACUAUAACUGAGCCAAAUACCAUAGAUACUAUAACUGAGACAACUACCAUAGAUACUAUAACUGAGCCAAAUACCAUAGAUACUAUAACUGAGCCAAUUACCAUAGAUACUAUAACUGAGCCAAAUACCAUAGAUACUAUAACUGAGACAACUACCAUAGAUACUAUAACUGAGCCAAAUACCAUAGAUACUAUAACUGAGCCAAAUACCAUAGAUACUAUAACUGAGACAACUACCAUAGAUACUAUAACUGAGACAACUACCAUAGAUACUAUAACUGAGCCAAAUACCAUAGAUACUAUAACUGAGCCAAAUACCAUAGAUACUAUAACUGAGACAACUACCAUAAAUACUAUAACUGAGCCAAAUACCAUAGAUACUAUAACUGAGACAACUACCAUAGAUACUAUAACUGCGCCAAAUACCAUAGAUACUAUAACUGAGCCAAAUACCAUAGAUACUAUAACUGAGACAACUACCAUAGAUACUAUAACUGAGACAACUACCAUAGAUACUAUAACUGAGCCAAAUACCAUAGAUACUAUAACUGAGCCAAAUACCAUAGAUACUAUAACUGAGACAACUACCAUAGAUACUAUAACUGAGCCAACUACCAUAUAUACUAUAACCGAGCCAACUACAUACAAAACGUCAACUCAGGAAAAUGCCUUAAAAACAAAAACUGAGGCAACACCAACAGAAACUACAACUGAGGCAGCAACUUUAAACAACAUAACUGAGGCAACAACUUCAGAGACUACAAGUGAUGCAAUAACCUUAGAAACUACAACUGAAAAAACAACUUAA
Molecule: messenger RNA, 1041 nt
Organism: Mytilus trossulus (common blue mussel)
Lineage: Eukaryota; Metazoa; Mollusca; Bivalvia; Mytilida; Mytilidae
Product: integumentary mucin A.1-like
Exons: 2
Coding region: 1-1041 (346 amino acids)
Source: RefSeq, a predicted model, not a curated record